Molecule: messenger RNA, 1346 nt
Organism: Gopherus flavomarginatus (Mexican gopher tortoise)
Lineage: Eukaryota; Metazoa; Chordata; Testudines; Testudinidae
Gene: AIMP1
Product: aminoacyl tRNA synthetase complex interacting multifunctional protein 1
Exons: 9
Coding region: 326-1261 (311 amino acids)
Molecular function (GO): tRNA binding
Source: RefSeq, a predicted model, not a curated record
CCUAAUCCGGGCGCCGUGGUGGAGGCGGUGGCCUGGGCUCUGGCGUUCCCCGGUUCAUUUUUUCAAAAAUUGGAAAUUUCUCUCAUUGGGACCCUACAUUCGCAUUCUAUAUCAUCUGUAUUUUGGCAAAGGUUAAACCUGCUUCCCCUGGAGUGAAGCCUCUGAUACUGAAAGAAGUGCAGAAAGCCUUUGACACGGUCCCUCACCAAAGGCUCUUGUGCAAACUGAGGAAUCAGAGGAUAAGAGGGAAGGUCCUCUCCUGGAUUAGUAAUUGAUUAAUUUGAAGAUUAGACACAAAAGGUUUUUAGCCCGUUCUUUGGUUAAGAUGGCAGCCAAUAAUGCAGUAUUGAACAGACUGGAGCAAAAGGGUGCAGAGGCAGAACAAGUCAUUGAAUACCUCAAACAGCAAGUUGCUCUUCUAAAGGAGAAAGCUAUCCUGCAGGCAUCUCUCAGAGAAGAGAAGAAGCUCCGUGUUGAAAAUGCUAAACUGAAGAAAGAAAUUGAGGGACUGAAACAGGAGCUGAUUCAGGCAGAAAUUCGGAAUGGAGUGAAACAUAUCCCAAUUCCAUCCAGUGGGACCAUUUCAGCAGCUUCAUUUUCGAAAGACUUACCACAGCCUACGCCUGUCACAUCCUCUCCUUCUGGACCCAAAGACCACAUUAAAGGUGGAAGUGAAGAAAAGAAAAAAAAGGAGAGAGCAGAAAAAAAAGGAGAGAAGAGGGAGAAGAAGCAGCCUCCGCCAGGAGCUGGGAGUGAUGACUCCAGACCUAUGGAUGUUUCUCGUCUGGACCUUCGUGUCGGUUGUAUCAUUACUGCAAAAAAUCACCCUGAUGCGGAUUCUCUAUAUGUCGAGGAGGUGGAUGUUGGAGAAGCAAACCCAAGAACUGUUGUCAGUGGCUUAGUAAAGCAUGUGCCUCUAGAACAGAUGCAGAACCGAAUGGUGGUAUUACUCUGUAACCUGAAGCCUGCAAAGAUGAGGGGAGUGGUAUCUCAAGCAAUGGUGAUGUGUGCCAGCUCACCAGAGAAGGUGGAGAUCCUUGCUCCCCCCAGUGGGGCUGUUCCUGGAGAAAGAAUCACUUUUGAAGGUUUUCCUGGAGAACCUGAGAAGGAACUUAAUCCCAAGAAGAAGAUGUGGGAGCAGAUUCAACCUGACCUUCAUACUAAUGACCAAUGCAUUGCUACAUACAAAGGAGUUCCAUUUGAAGUGAAGGGGAAGGGGGUCUGCAGGGCUCAGACCAUGGCCAGCAGUGGAAUCAAAUAAAUAAAACUAAUUACUGAGAAACUGUUCAGAGGCUUAAAUGGAAAGCAGUGCAAGCACAAUAAAGACAUGAAUAUAAACCCCCCAA